Moneuplotes crassus is the source of this 1904-nucleotide messenger RNA. Lineage: Eukaryota; Ciliophora; Spirotrichea; Euplotida; Euplotidae. The record is from the annotation of a GenBank genome assembly.
AUGGCCAAAGACACUAUCACCAAUACCUCAACUCUUCCAUCCCUCGACUCCAAACUUGGCACUCAGAAGUUCAAGCUGACUGGUCCCUUCGAUCGCAUCGAUGUGAACACCCUGGCUGAGCCUGACUGCAAAAGUGCUCCUCAAAGCAAACUCUUACAGAAAAGGAUGAAAUUUUGCUUCUUGAAAGUUAAAAGUGAGGAAAAAGAGUUUAUCAAUCCCUUCCAAGCCAUCAAGGAUAUGAAAAACCUAAGCUGCCAAAAUAGUCCAACUUCAGCAAAAAUUAGAAGUCCUUGAACAACUGAAGGAAGUCUGAGCUACAUCUUUGUGCAACCCAAGAGUUCUCACAAGAGUGUUAAGGAGAGUCUACUCAAUGAAUUUCUAAACCAGCAAGGAGUCUUUCAGAUCAACCUGCCUGUUGCUUUGAAUGAUUACAGUUUCAAAUAUUAAUAAACAUCUCCGAUAAACCACCACUACUCAGAUCCCUUCAUAAGCUAUAUUAUACUUAAAAAUUAAUUUCAACAUACUCUAUUUUCAUCCAUCCAAUGAGUCUUACAAAGACUUAUGCUUUGGCAGGUGAACUUUUACCCCUUCAUACCUGCACCCAUGUUCCUUAGUCCCACCUAAUACUCCAAAAUCAGUCACCAACCGCCAAACCAUCAUCACCUACUCUCAUCAUAACCCCCUUCUCCUUUCCCUCUCUCUCCCAACCCCUUCCUUCAUCCAUCCCCCCUCCGCCCAAUUCCUGUCUUCUCCGCAUCCUUCAGCCCUCUUCAGAAAUAUUCAAAAAGUUAAUUGCAAGCAUGGCCAGGCUGGAUAUUUCUAAGUUAGAGUUUUUAUGGGAUUUAGGGACUUUUGGAAGGGAAGGAGGGGCUUUUGGGGGAAAUGAGGGAAGUUUAGGGGGGUUUUGGGGUAAAAAAGAGGGAGUGGAAAGUGGAGGUUUGGCUAUUACUAAACCCUCAAAAAUUUCCAUUACCUCUAAUUUUUGAAAUUCUGCUGAAACUUUCAAAAUUUCAAAUAUCGUACUUGCCUCUGUAUCCCUCUAAGAGAUCUUUCAGGGCUUCUUUGGAGGCUUAAGAGAGGGCUUCAAGAGGGAUUUAAGGAAACAGGCAGGGAUAAUGAAAGCGAGGGUUUAGAGUAGGGCUGGGGAUAAUACUUUAGGUGAUUUUUGAGGAAGAUGAGUGCUAGGAGAGCUAUUUUGGUGAGAAUGGUAAGGAGGGGUUGGGGAGAAAAAGAGUGUAGGGAGAGGGUUGGGAGGAUUCUGAGGGGGUUUUGGAGGUGUUUGGAGGGGAAGGGGGUUGGAGAAUGAAAGGGUUGGAAAUUUUAUGAGUAAUGAGGAUGUAAAAAAUUCAUUGAAAAGGUGACUAUUGCUCUAUUGUUAUUACUGAAUUAUUAUUUCUUUUGUCAAUUAUUUUUUCAUAAAUUUUUAAAUGUCUAUUAAGUACUCUAUACACAUCACAGAAUUUCAUAUAAACUAGACAAAUAAAACACAUCUUAUUUCAAUAAUCUCAAAUUUUCAAAAAUAUCAAUAAACCGAUUAAUAACAGCACAAAAACUCUCUGUCUCUACACUCAUACAUUCAUACUCAUAAAAUACCCUAUUUAAUACAAUCAUCGCCUAUUUCCCAAAAUACCCUCAUACUAAUUCAAAAGUCCAUCACCUCAUCUCCAAACCUCCGUCCCUACCCCACCCUCCACAUCCCAUCGACCCCCCUAAGCCCCCUCGUCCUAUCCAAUCCCCCCAAACCUCCAGCAUCCCCUUCCCCCUCCUCCCCCUCAAUUCCCAACCUCCCAUUCCCUUAAAACCCUCUUCUUCCCUAAAAUCCCGAACAAAUUCAAAAUCUCUUCCUGAAUUCCCCCUCUCAUCCCAUUUUUCGCCAAGUAAAAAACCUAAAAUGUGGUAUAAUA